AUGGCGACCAAUUCUAAUCUGGCGUUGUUGAUCGACGCGGACAAUGUUUCGGCCAAGAUCAUUGUUGGCCUCAUGGCUGAGAUUGCCAACUACGGCACGGCCAGUGUGAGGAGAAUAUAUGGCGACUGGACAAGCCCAGCGCUUGGUCCUUGGAAAGCGUGCCUACUCAAUCAUUCGAUCACUCCUAUCCAGCAAUUUGCGUACACAUCAGGAAAGAACGCCACCGACGGAGCCAUGAUCAUCGAUGCCAUGGAUCUACUGUACACUGGCAGAUACACCGCUUUCUGCAUAGUCUCGAGCGACAGCGAUUUCACGCGAUUAGCAUCUCGUAUCCGAGAGCAGGCAGUCACGGUCUAUGGCUUUGGCGAGCGCAAGACACCCCAUGCAUUCGUUGCUGCGUGUAACAAGUUCACAUACUUUGACGUGCUGAACAUGACGUUCGAAGAGCCGGCUACAGCCGAUAGACAGUCCCAAGCAGGUGUUUCUCUACCUUUUCGCGAGCGCAUGUCAAAAGGCUCGCUAGAUAUAGCCACUGGAGUUGUCACGUCUCAACUAGAGAAGAGACCUCUUAAUCAAGCCGCUAUACAAGCUCUUGCGAGGGCGAUAACCGACUCCAGGAGCGAUGACGAUGAUUGGGUCAACCUGGCUGUCGUCGGCUUUCAUCUUAGCAAACUCUCGCCAGAUGUUCAUCCACGGAAUUAUGGUUACCAGCGGCUACGAGAGUUUGCUGAGGCUUCGGGCAUUGUUGAGCUAAAAGUACAGCCCAUGGGGGAAAAGCCGCCAGUUUCUCUGGUUCGGCUCAAAGAGAGAAUGCCCACGGGCGCAACUCGCUGA
This is a messenger RNA of Parastagonospora nodorum SN15, 834 nucleotides long. RefSeq lists its product as hypothetical. The coding region runs from base 1 to 834 and encodes 277 amino acids. The record is from RefSeq and is a predicted model, not a curated record. The transcript has a single exon. Gene Ontology annotation, molecular function: RNA nuclease activity. Lineage: Eukaryota; Fungi; Ascomycota; Dothideomycetes; Pleosporales; Phaeosphaeriaceae.